Messenger RNA from Maudiozyma saulgeensis, 1347 nucleotides. The record is from the annotation of a GenBank genome assembly. NCBI's taxonomy places the organism in Eukaryota, Fungi, Ascomycota, Saccharomycetes, Saccharomycetales, Saccharomycetaceae.
AUGACUACCUCUAAUAAUGAUUUCUAUUUUGGUUUGCUUAGAAUAUCUGUGAUACAAAUGCUAAAGGCUCAAGGGUUUGAUCGAAGUAAAUCUUCAACUGUGGAUACAUUGAGUGAUUUAUACAUUAAAUUUCUUCGUCUAUUAGUUCUCGAAGUGACAAAAUUAGCUCAUGCAAGAGCGGAUGUAGAUGAUACAAUUGCAUUGCAAGAUAUUUCACAAGCAUUUACUAAUUUAGGCCUAAUAAAACCAAAUGAUCUAUUAGAUGUUUAUGAUGAAAACCCCGAAGCUCCUGGAGAUUCAGGUGCCAGAGCAUUAAAAAAGUGGUGUUUGAACAGUAUUCAAUUGAGUAAUUCAAGAAAAGUAGCAUUGCCAAAUAUAGAUAUGCUUAGAAUGUUAAAUGAGAACCCCAAGAUAAAUCAACAACCCACUACAACUACUACAUCUAAUUCCAAAACUUCCACAAAUCAAUUAGUAAAUGAGAAUAAUAGCAGUGCCAGUGCUACUACUGAUGGCCUUUUACCGAUAAAUCAUACUCAACCACAGAAACAAAUAUUCGCAAUACCUGAUUAUAUGAACCCUGCACAACAAAAUCAACAAGAAGAGUUAGAAAAAGAAAAAGAAGAAGAAAAUAAUUUGAUUGAAGAACUAAUAAAUAAUGGUGAUACAGAUGAUUGGAUACGGUUACUAAUAGUAAGACAAAAAUUGAAAAUAUACAAUAGAAGGCGUAAAAUUGAAACAGAAAAUUCAACUUCCACUACGCAUACUCAUAGCUCGAAGGUAGCAAACACAGACAUACCAGUUAUUCCUGAUAUUAAAUCACUACCAAAUAUUGCAGGUCUAAAAUAUUCCAUUCUUUAUAACACAUUACUAUCUAACUCUCCUGAAAUUUCAAGAGGUUCAUCAUUAGAAGGAGAAUUGAAGUCACAUAACGAAAUAUUACCCAUAAUAGAAGAAAGAGACAUAGCGUCUCCCGAUAAUAUUAGUACUAGUGUCGCUGUAGAUACAGAUCAUGGUCCUAUAUCGGACGAUGCUGCCUCUAUAAUGCAACGAGUCUCACUUUUAACCAAAUUACUUCCUAUAAUGAAACCAGAUACAAAAUUAGAUAACAUAUCAUUAUCAUAUGAAAACUCAGAUUUUGAUAAUGUAGACCAGGAUAAUAAUCAUGCAUCUGAAAAGGGAAAUGAUGACAUUAGUACAUUUGAACAUGAAGAUGAUAAUAUGGAUGGGGAUAAUAACAUGCAAUUAGGAAGUACAACAAAUAAUAUUAAUUUUGACGAAUUUGGUGACAUGGACAAUACAUUCCAAAGAAGAGCAUCGUUGGAUUAUGGUAGUUCAUCAAUAUUCUAA